AUCGAAAAUUCUUGUAAAAGCGCAUCACGCACGUUCGUCCCGUCGCGCGGCGGAGAUCUAAUAUCGUCACGAGCGAGCCAGUGUGUCCAAGAAACGGAGAGAGGCAAGAUGUGGAUCCAGGUGAGGACGAUGGACGGGCGGAAGAGCGCUCGCGUGGACAGCCUGAGCAAGCUGACCACCAUCGAGGAGCUGCGGGAGAGGCUGGUGGGGGAGUUCGGGGCCGAACCCGAGCGACAGCGGCUCUUCUACAGAGGGAAACAGCUUGAAGAUGGUCACUCGCUAUUUGACUAUGAUGUCGGACUCAAUGACAUCAUCCAGUUGAUUAUACGUCCACCUCCCCUCCCCUCCACCUCUCCCCACUCAACCUGCGAUAACGGAGGUGCCUCUGGAGAUAUGGACACUGGAGAGAAUGGUGCCAGCAAUGGUGGUGAUGAUGUUGGACUGGAGACCAUCGAGAAUGGAGCCAACAGCAGUGGAAUGGAGAACGGGGGAAUGGAGAAUGGAGGAGUGGAGAACGGGGGAAUUGAGAAUGGAACUGGGUCACAUGACCAGGAGAACGGCGAUACCACCGAAGGCCUGUACAGAGUUGGCGAGAAGGUCGAUGCUAGGGACUGCAAUAUGGGGGCGUGGUUUGAGGCCCAGGUUGUCAAGGUGAUGGCAAAGCAGCUCCCCGCCCAGUCUACGGGGGAGGAGACUUCAUCUACCGCCGGAGAGAUUGGCUCACAACUCUGCUACCACGUCCUCUUUGACGAUUACAAGGAAGAUGAGCCGGUGCAACUGAUGGCAGCUCACGUGCGGCCCCGCGCCAGGUACCGCUACCAGUGGAGCCAGCUGAGUGUGGGACAGGUCGUCAUGGUGAACUAUAAUUUCGACUCUCCUAAGGAGAGAGGGUUUUGGUACGAUGGUGCCAUCACCAAGAAGGUGAAUGAGGGACGACAGUUGUUCUGCAAGCUGAUAUUGGGGGAGAAGUUGGACGAGUCGUCAGAGGAGGUGAAGAUCAAAUUUGUUGACGAAAUCUUCAGAACUGAAUGUAGAGAGACAUCUCUAACGAACGGGGACACCCCCGAUGAACAAGACGGCGAGGGGGUGGCGCGUAAGAAGAAGCCAGACUGCGAACACUGUCGAGACAACGCCCGCCGCAAGUGCAGGUUCUGUGCCUGCAGUGUGUGCGGAGGGAAGGACCAGCCGGGGAGCCAGAUCCUGUGUGAUGACUGCGACCAGGCCUUCCACAUCUGGUGCCUCUCGCCUCCUCUCGGGCAGGUCCCCGAGGAAGACGAGUGGUAUUGUCCAGACUGCAAGACGGAUGCAGGGGAGGUCAUUCAAGCCGGGGAGAAAAUGAGGCUCACGAAGAAGAAGGCCAACAUGCAGAGCAAGAAGAGCAGCUGCCAGAGGGACUGGGGGAAGGGGAUGGCGUGUGUGGGGAGAACCAAGCAGUGUACCAUUGUCCCCUCCAACCACUUUGGACCCAUCCCCGGGUGCCCGUCGGGACCAUGUGGAAGUUCAGAGUUCAAGUGAGUGAGAGUGGGGUACACCGACCCCACGUGGCGGGGAUCCACGGGAGGGAGAGCGAGGGAGCUUACUCCAUCGUCCUCUCGGGGGGUUACGAUGACGACAGAGAUGAGGGGGCGGCGUUUACCUACUCCGGGAGUGGAGGUCGCGACCUCUCCGGGAACAAGAGGACAGCUAAACAGUCGUACGACCAGAAACUAACUCACAUGAACAGGGCACUGGCCAGGAACUGCUGUGCUGCCAUUGAUGACAAGAAGGGAGCCACUGCCAAACAGUGGAAGGAGGGAAAGCCAGUCAGAGUGGUGAGCUCACCUGACCUGUCAUGUGACAGUCACAUGACUGGUUCCCAUGGUGAUGUAUGUACGGCAGGUGAGGAACCACAAGGGAAGGAAGACCUCAGAUUAUGCUCCAGAGGAAGGCAACAGAUACGAUGGCAUCUACAAAGUGGUAAAAUAUUGGCCUGAGAAGAAUACGUCUGGUUUUAUUGUCUGGAAAUAUCUGCUUCGUCGAGAUGACACAUCUCCAGCGCCGUGGACCAGUGAGGGGAAGAAGAUGGCCAAGAAGCUGGGACUGGCCAUGCAGUACCCCGAGGGUUACCUGGAGUCCCAGCAGAAGACCAGCUCCUGCGAGGAUGAGGAGGAGGAGGGAGCUGUCAAGAAGGUGAAGAGAGGGAGGAAGAGAAAGAGCUCUGUUGGUGGAGAGGGUAAAGGAGAUUCUCCAGGGCGGUCAAAACAGCCUCGCUACCAGCUGGGGAAGGAUCAGCGGGGAGCCAUCAAGGCCGACUCCAACAACAAGAAGAUGUGGGACGACUUACUGGGAACCAUUAGAACUGCAGGGUUCUUGUCUCGAGUGCAGGAUGCCUUCAGUUGUAUUGUAUGUCAAGAGCUGGUCUACCAACCAAUCACUACAUCCUGUGCUCACAACAUUUGCAAGUCCUGUCUAGGUCGCUCAUUCAAAGCUGGAGUCUACAACUGCCCCAACUGUCGCCACGCUCUGGGGAAGGACUACUCCAUGGAACCCAACACCGACCUCCAAGAAGCUCUUCUCCGGCUGUUCCCAGGCUACCAGGGAGGGAGGGCGUAACUCCAAUUAGUGCCCCACCUACCUUACCUCAAUUAGUGCCCACCACCGUCUCCUCCCCCUGUGACAUGUUUGGCUGACACUAUUAUACAUUCCAGACUCUACCUUUUAUGUAUAUAUAUAUAUACUACAGUGCUGUAUGUGUUGAACUGUCCUUAUUACCUCUUGGUGCACAUUUUAUAACACGAGAAUAUACAGCAAAAAUAAGCUGGUUUAUCCCCAAAAUAAAGGGUAACAACACCAUGCUUGUAGAUCCUUGCAAACGUAUAUAUGAUGGUGACUAAUAGCAUCACCUAUUGUGCAUAACGAAAUUUUCACAUAAAACACUUCAAGUGCAUCAUCUGUCGUGCUGUGAUAGGUAGUUGUUGAUGUCCAGAAUGGUCCAGGAGAAAGGGUAGUCGAUGUCGCCACUCCAUUCCACAGUGGAACAGAAUCUCCACAUGUGGUAACAGUCUCUGAACUGGUUGGAGCCCUCCACCAACUCCCCACUACGAUCCAACACGCCAAACUUCUCUUUGGUCUUGAAACUAACCCCCAGUUGAAACUCCAUGUGCGUGCUGGCCGCCUCCACCGCCAGUUCCCUCCCUGAUUGAAAUGUGAAUUUUGCGUCUAUUUCAUCCAUGGCUCGCAGCUCACUCCUACUAGCAAUCACCCGCUGACCCAGCCAGUCAAAGAUGUGCUCAUCGCCGGGUUCCGUGGCCCCUAAUACUGAGUUAACAGAGCUCAAUUGGAGCUGACGUAUUGACUCCACGUCCAGGUGCAUGCGGGCACCUUCAGGGAAUUGGUCUAGGGAAUAUCUCACACGCUCGAACAACCGCGGGUGAAGAAUGGUUUGAAGCGAGUUCUGUUUAUCAGGGGAAGAGACGACAGCGGCCAGGGAGAAAACGGCCUCUCUCACGCCUUCCAUGAACUCUGAGACGCUGAAGGAGUAGCCGUGGGAACCGGCUAUCCUGCGCAGAAAGAAGAGACCCACGGUCCUGUUUAAAAACGACUCCCUCUCUGAAAAAGGCUUUGUGUGUUGAGACCACGGGAGAACGUAAUUGAAGGAACCAUCCUCCAGUGAAUGUGACGAGGAAAGACUUCUCGCCAGCAACUGUGGUCCCUCGACUGCUAACCUUCUUGCCAACUGCAUCGUCUUUCUAAUUCUGCUG
Messenger RNA from Geodia barretti, 3740 nucleotides. The record is from the annotation of a GenBank genome assembly. NCBI's taxonomy places the organism in Eukaryota, Metazoa, Porifera, Demospongiae, Tetractinellida, Geodiidae.